Messenger RNA from Diospyros lotus (date-plum), 1587 nucleotides. RefSeq lists its product as uncharacterized. The record is from RefSeq and is a predicted model, not a curated record. The coding region runs from base 656 to 1198 and encodes 180 amino acids. The transcript has 6 exons. Lineage: Eukaryota; Viridiplantae; Streptophyta; Magnoliopsida; Ericales; Ebenaceae.
CAAAAAUACAGCAGGGAAUGAACCGCGUGCACAGCCGACUCCUCCUCGAUUUCUCUAGGGUUUCCUCUCCCAUUCGAGCCGACUUCGUUCCCUUCCUCUUCGUCGCCAUCCACCGCCGAAGUCGAGCCCCUACUUGGGCUUCGUCGCCAUCUCCGACUUCCUGUGAGUCGCCAUCCACCGCCGAAGAAGACCAUCUCCGACUUCCUGUGACUCGCCAUCCACCGCCAUCCAUCUUCGACUUGGGCUUCGUCGCCAUCUCCACAAAAGACCAGCUCUGACUUCGUUUUCGUCGCCAUCUCCGCAGAAGACCAUCUUCGAUUUCGAGUUUCACACCACCGGCGCAUCUUCAUCUUCUUCCACGUGAACGAUCUUGGUCUUCGACCAUCGAUCUGGAGUCUUCGUCCACCGGAAGAGAUCUUGUUCUCUGUUUCAGCGAGUGAUCUUGGCCUCUGUUUCAGCGAGCGAUCUUCGUGUUCGCCAUCUCCGCCGAAGUCGACCUUCGAUUCCGACUUGCAGACCGCCGUUCAUCCUGGUCGCCAUCUUCGUCCACGGUUGAGAAACUGUGUUUCAGAUGCACGGAGUUUCUGAAAAAAUGGACAAGUCACUGACUGCAGAAACGAAUAGUGCAAGAGAUUGAUAGAGAAAGCAAGUGGUGAUGAAUCAGGCAGCGGUAAAGGGGUUGCUGGUGCUGAUGGCACUGUGCUUGGUUGGCUACAUCCUUGGGCCACCACUCUACUGGCACUUCAUGGAAGGGUUGGCUGCCGUCAGUCACUCCUGCCCCUCCUGUCAAUGCGAUUGUUCUUCUCAGCCCCUCCUCACCAUUCCCCAAGGACUGACCAAUGCUUCAUUUGGUGAUUGUGCAAAGCAUGAUCCUGAAGUGAGCGAAGACACAGAGAAGAGUUUUGCUGAGCUUUUAUCAGAGGAACUGAAGCUGCGGGAAGCUGAAGCUUUGGAAAGUCAGCAGCGUGCUGACAUGGCACUGCUUGAGGCCAAGAAGAUAACAUCCCAAUAUCAGAAAGAGGCAGACAAAUGCAAUUCCGGGAUGGAAACUUGUGAAGAAGCAAGGGAAAAAGCUGAAGCAGCUCUAUCAGCACAAAAGAAACUAACUGCAAUUUGGGAGAUAAGGGCCCGGCAGAGAGGAUGGAAAGGAGUUGCCAAAUCUCGCACUCAAUCCCAGGGACAUGUUCAAGAUGUGUGAAGAGCUGAUGAUGCCUAAAGUAUGCUGUCUUGCGAACGGGUAUGCGACAUAUUUCUCUAAUUUCCAUGUCUGACCGCAAAGCGGGAUGAAGUUUUUAUGAAUUUGAUCAACAAGGUUGAAUUGUCUCAUCCAUUCUGAUUACUUUUUAAGCGUUUGUAAGUGAAGUAUCAAUUUGUUUCUUGGCCUUCAACAUGGCCAUUUAUCAGCAAACCAUUGCCCCAUCCCUAACCCUUAAUUAAGGGAGUCCCACUUGUAAGAGUUUGAGUAGUUGUCAUAUGUCUGUUAUUAUCUUAAGAUGCCAAACCAAUACUGGAUUGUAUUUGAAAGUUUGGGAAUAUUGUGCUUAUUGAUGUAGCCCCCUAUUUUUUGGAAAAAAAUAUAAUUGGAUA